AUGGCGACAGCAACAGAAACAGUGGUUAAGAGCAGUAGACCUCCCAUCCUCCCCAAGGAUUUCUCCGCACAGCAACCAGAGAAAAUUCGCCUAUACCCGCUGUCCAACUACACGUUCGGCACGAAAGAGACGCAGCCGGAAGAAGACCCCUCCGUCCUAGCCCGGUUAAAACGUCUAGAAGAACAUUAUGAGAUCCACGGCAUGCGGCGCACCUGCGAAGGUAUCCUCGUCUGCCACGAACACAAUCACCCACACGUCCUGAUGUUGCAAAUCGCCAAUGCAUUCUUCAAACUACCGGGCGAUUAUCUCCACCACGAAGACGAGGAACUCAACGGAUUCAAGAAACGACUGAACGAACGCCUGGCACCAGUAGGCUCGCAAUUCUCUGGCGAAGGCGUGAACGAGGACUGGGAGAUUGGCGACACCCUUGCGCAGUGGUGGCGGCCCAAUUUCGAGACCUUCAUGUACCCGUUCCUACCGGGGCAUGUUACUCGGCCUAAGGAGUGCAAGAAAUUGUACUUUAUUCAGUUACCCAAGAAGAAGGUCCUCUCCGUGCCGAAGAAUAUGAAACUGCUCGCCGUGCCACUGUUCGAGCUAUACGACAACACCGCGCGUUAUGGACCGCAACUCUCCGCAAUCCCGCACCUCCUCUCCCGAUACAACUUUGAGUUUGUGGACGAGAAUGACAACGUCGUAGCUAUGACUCCGGGCACGCCAGUGGACGGCCAGAUUCCCCGCACCAAGGUGCUGGCGGGCGAAGAGCAAGAGCAAGAUACAGGGAUGACGGAUGUGAAGGAAGAGGGGGGAGGGGAAUGA
Molecule: messenger RNA, 816 nt
Organism: Penicillium waksmanii
Lineage: Eukaryota; Fungi; Ascomycota; Eurotiomycetes; Eurotiales; Aspergillaceae
Product: cleavage and polyadenylation specificity factor subunit 5
Exons: 4
Coding region: 1-816 (271 amino acids)
Cellular component (GO): mRNA cleavage factor complex
Molecular function (GO): mRNA binding
Source: RefSeq, a predicted model, not a curated record